Castor canadensis (American beaver) is the source of this 5378-nucleotide messenger RNA. Lineage: Eukaryota; Metazoa; Chordata; Mammalia; Rodentia; Castoridae. The record is from RefSeq and is a predicted model, not a curated record.
AUAAUUAAAAAGCUGAUAGAACGAAAACAGGCCCAGAUUCGAAAAGUGUACCCUGGACUUUCAUGCUUUAAAGACGGAGUUCGACAGAUUCCUAUAGAAAGCAUUCCUGGAAUUAGAGAGACAGGCUGGAAACCGAGUGGAAAAGAGAAAAGUAAAGAACCCAAAGACCCUGACCAGCUUUACAGCACACUCAAGAGCAUCCUUCAGCAAGUGAAAAGCCAUCAAAGUGCUUGGCCCUUCAUGGAACCUGUGAAGAGAACAGAAGCUCCCGGAUAUUAUGAAGUUAUAAGGUUCCCCAUGGAUCUGAAAACCAUGAGUGAACGCCUCAAGAAUAGGUACUACGUGUCUAAGAAAUUAUUUAUGGCAGAUUUACAGCGAGUCUUUACCAAUUGCAAAGAGUACAACGCCCCUGAGAGUGAAUACUACAAAUGUGCCAAUAUUCUGGAGAAAUUCUUCUUCAGCAAAAUUAAGGAAGCUGGAUUAAUUGACAAGACUUUAAGGAAGGGAUUCAUGAUAAAAAGCACAUAAAAGGUGAGAUAUGUGAUGUUUGAAGUCUUGUUGUGGACUUUAUAUAUAUAUAUUUUUAAAAACACUCAUCUAGAUGAGGUGCUUUGAGCAGUUCUGAAAAAUGCAGUUCCACCCAGCGACUGCUUUGAUUCCUAAGGAAGAGAUUCUAAAUAAUGCAAACUUUUUAUAUAAUCAUCUGGGGUUUUGAUAAUUCUAUCUACAACAAACUUGUGAUUGUAUGACCACUAUUUUAAUAAUUCUUGACACAAAGGUGUGAUGGCAUAUUUGAUUUUGCUUAUGCAGGCCAUAAGUUCCAAAAAGAUAACUUCCUAGGCCAUAAAGGCAUCAACUUGAAAACACUUGCGAUUGAGUCAACAUGCUUUAAUAAGAAAAGACCUGUAGUUUUUUAAACGUGUUAUCAAUGUGGUAAAUCCUUGUUCUAAUGAAUGAGGAGUUUUUCCCUUUUCUAUAUCUACAACCCCAUUAGUAAUGUGUGUGUGAACAUUUUUCCUUUUGCAUCUCCUGAUGUUUAUUGUCUGAGGCGAAUUAAAUUCCCACCAAGGUUUGCCGUCAGUAUUUUAACACCAAUAUUGCUAUAUAGGUCCGGGGUUGAUCGCACUAAAACCUGUCACACAGUCUUAUUAACUGAACUAUCUUGGGAUUCCAAGUACUUGGGUUUAUAUCCUGAUUACACUACAUAGAAAAGUGGGACAUCUGCCACCCCACCUGUGGGAAAACCAACUGAUACACAUACAACCAUACAAACGAAGACCAUCUUGAUGGUCUUGACACUAAUUUAUAUGAUGCAAAUUUAUAAACUGAUUUUUGUAAAGGAUGAGGUUUUAAAAAAUGUAUUUAACUUAUGUUUUCUAUCAGGAUAAAUUAAAAUGGAUCACUAAUAGUCAUUAAAAUAGUUGCCAGAGAUAAUCCACAUGAAGGAAAAACAAAACAAAACCAACAACCUGCAAAAUGGCUAUUAAGUUGGAAGCGUUGUUUUGAUAUGUAAGAGAUUUUCAGAAUGCUCACUCACUGAAAAAUGUCUCAGCUUUUUAAAGAGUAAGAAACCACCUUCAGGGGUAUGUAGGCUUUUAAUGAAGAUGAUGAUGGAGUUUGGAUUAAGUAUCUUGGACUGGUUUUAAACAGAGCUUUGUACCGGAUUUGCCAAAGCCUCUGUCCAGCUUGGUAUCCUGUGAAAGUUUGUUAUUUUCUGGGUAGACAUUCUUAUAGAGUAUUGUCUUUAAAAUCAGAUUGUCUCUUCUAUAUUGAAAGCAUUUUUAUGUUUUCUAAUUUAAAAAUUAAUAUUUUCUUAUAGAUAUUGUGCAAUAAAGCUAAAGUAGAAUGUGUGGUUUUUGUAAAUGCUUUAACAGCUCAUAAAAUUUUACAUUUGUAAAAUUAAUAUAUUGUACUGGUACAAAAUAGUUUUAAAUUAUAUUUUGAGAAGCUCCCAAUCUGGUGUUGUGUUUUCUUCUUCUAGUGACCUGAGGUUAACAGUUCAUAUGUAUGAUCUGGUAUGGCCACCAACUGCAUUCUUAAUCCUUAGCUCUUAAGCUGUUGGUGAAGUUAUUUAGAACUGUUGGGCCUUGUACUUGCUAGGAAGACACUCUGCCUUUUGAGCCAUGCUCCCAGCCCUUUUUGCUUUAAAUAUUUUUCAGGUAGGGUCUUGUAUUUUUUGUCCAGGCCAACCUGGACCACAAUUCUACUCAUACCUCCCAUGUAGCUGGAAUGGCAGAUACAGUCUCCCAUGCCCAGAUUUAUUGUUGAGAUGGGGUCUUGCUAACUUCCUGCCUGGGCUGGUCAUGAACCUCAAACAACCCAAUCAGUCUCUGCCUCCUAAGUAGCUGACUGUGAUUUCUUUCUGAGAACAUUAUGGGAAAAGGAAGCUAGCAAUGAGUGACAAAGCUAUACAUUAUUGAAAACAGUAUGAUUUCAACAAAGCAAAGAAAACAAAAGUCAGGCUUCCUGCUAUUUGCUACCCCAGCAGGAUCAGGAGGUAAAAAAAGAUGAGAAACAUGUAAUUUAUGCAUGUAUUUGUAUCUGUGGACAUAAUGUGUGUUGGGUGGCUGUGAAAUUUAAUGAAGCUUUCCCAGUUUCAGUUUAUCUGGGUUUGAAGUUUUUAAAAACAAAUCUUGGAGAACUUAUUAGAGGCUAAGGAUCUUCCCAAAUUUUGUACAUGUUCACAUCUGCACUUUCUGUAUGUCCCUUCCCUUUGUCCUGGAUCUUCCUAAGGAAGCAGUAGAAGAAUUUUUCUUCUCUGUCAACCUCCAGUCUUCUGCAUCUGACAGGUGGCCAUUGAGUUUUAGCUAAAAAACAUCUAAGAGCAGGGAAUUUGCCUUUAUAUGCAACAGAGCAGCAUUGAAUAGGCAAAGGGUUGUAAUAAGGCCCUUAAGUUGGGUUAAAGCCAGCAGCUGUUUUUUGAGUAGAACAUAUCCUCAUUGAUACAAGUUUGUAACCAAGCCGCAAUUCAAAUCUUUUCCCAGAGUGCUGGUAAGUAUGCCAACUGUCUCUACUCUCAACACAGUCAAGCACACUUCCACAUUUGCAAUCUGUGUACAACUCAACAUCCCAUCUACAUUUUAGAACACUUUUAGAAAUUGAAGCUAAUUAACGUAUACACAGAUCUUAGACGUUGAGUUGGAUGAUUCUGACAGUUGUAUUCACCUGCAUAUCAAUUACUCUAAAGACUGUUCUUAUCACCGAAGGAAAGUUCCGUCUUCAGUCAGAACCGCUGCACUGCUCUGGGCAGCCACUUCUGCAUUUUUAUCUGCUCUUUGAUUUCAUGUAAGUGGAGUCAUGCAAUUUGUAGUUCAGUUCAUCUGUGUCAGUAGUGCAUUCCUUUUUACUGCUGAGUGGUACUCUAUUGUUGGAAUAUACAGUUUGUCCACUCAACUUUAAUAGACAUUUUGGUAGUUUCCAUAAGGCUGCUGUAAUCACUUUGUACAGGUCUUUAUCAAAACACUUAUUUUUUUGUAAACACCUAAGAAAAUUGUUAGGUUGCAAAAUAGGUAAGGACUUAAUUUUAUAGGUAAUUACUUAUGCACUUUUUUUUUGGACAUUAAACUAUGAAGUUUGUUGUUGUUGUGUAUAUGUGAGUGUGUGUUUGAGACAGGGUUUCACUUUUGUAGCCUGGUUGGCCUCCAACAGGUGAUCCUCCUGCCUUAACCUUCCUAGUGCUGGGAUUAUAGACAUGCAUCACUGAGCCUGGCUUCCUGAAGCUUUUUUGGUUCCAGUUCCAGUAUUCACUGUUACCUGCUCCUUAUAGAUUUUACAUUUAUGUAUUAUGAUUAUUUAUAAAUCACAUAAAUUUUUCCUAUAUCCAUUACUAUUAUUGUUGUUUACUUUUCUGUGGUGCUGGGGAUCAAAUGCAGGUCUUCACAUAGGCUCACACUCUACACCUCCAGCUGAUACUCAUGUUAUUAAUAAUAAUUAUUGAACAGGAUGAAUGAAAGGCUGACAUUUUCCUUUAUGAUGCUAGACACCAACUUCUGAUUCCAAGAUCAGAAUACCUUGUGUGUGACCAUACGACUGUAUGUGAACCCACUAACAAAUGCCCAUUGAAUCCACAUUUGUUCAUCUUUUCUAUAAAAAUGAAGUUGGAAUAAAUUUUAGAUUCAUCUUUGUUUUGUCUUUUACUUUAUUUAAAGAAGGCACUUCUUGCACAAUUGCUAACUUCUCAACCGCUUUUAUGCUGCAAUAAACUAGGAAAGUUAAAUGCUAGCUUUUAAGGCUAAAGUCUGUUACAGAAGAAGUUAUGUAAGAAUGCAGAGGUAGGAUGUUCUUGUGAGGUUGGGGAUGAGGUUGGACAGGGUCGUGAAACACCUUGCUAAAAAACGUGUCUGAACUUUCUGGUAACAGGCUAGCUCCUGCGGCAUUAAUUUGAAAAUAGUGAAAAAGUGGCAGAAAACUGUCUCUCAAAAGAAGCAUUAACUAAGCAUGAUUUAUUUAUGUCCUACUGUACAACAAUGAAAAUACAUCUGCUAACAUAGAUAAAUCCCCAAAACAGUGUUCAAAGUCAGUUGCAAGAUAAGCACAAUAAAGCUCAUGUAAAAUGUCAGAACACAAAACAAUACUUAACAGUCUAUGGACAAACUACAGAAAGAAUACAGAAACAUGAAAAAUACAAAACCACCAAUUUUUAGGAUAAUGGUUGACUUGGGGCAUGAACAGUGGGUGAGGAUCAAAGCUACAUCAGUAAGUGUCAGAAGAGAAUGAUCUGUACUGUAAAAGUAAAGGCAGUCAAUGGUCUAGAACAGGACAUGGCAAACUUCUUUGAGACAAGGUCUUGCGGUAUAGUUUAGGCUCGACUUACACUUCUGUCUCUACCACCUAAGUGCGGGAUUACAGGUUUGUGCAACCAACCUGGGAAACUUGAUAAAAGGCCAGAAAGUAAAUAUUUUUGGCUUUGCAGGUCAAAUGGAAAACUGAGAUAUUAUGUAGAUACUUCAUUGGGGUUUAAACUUAGUAUAUCCUGUCACCAAAAUUGAUUCUAAAUAUUUAAACAUUCUUAGCUUGCAAACUAUCCCAAAACAGGCCAGUAUGCAGGGCUUGGUCCAUACAUAGUCCAUAGCCUGUCUGGCUAAACUUUCCAUUAUUACAGAAAUGGUCUAUAUGUACACAGUCUGCAAAUAUGGUAACCACAGGCACAUGGCUAUUGUGACUGACAAGAUGAAUUUUGAAUGGUACUUUUUCCUAGUUAAAAUAGCCUCUUGAAUUUUCAUGAAAUAAAAGAAUGGGUAUAAAAGGAGUGGUUGAAAAAUUAGAAAAAUAAGACUGAUGAAAGAAUAGGCUGUGCAGGUCAGUGACUGUACAGACAUUUUGGGUGAUGAGAAGCAUUCUGAGUGUGACCAAUACAGAAUGCAUAAGGACAGAGAUGA